Molecule: messenger RNA, 777 nt
Organism: Anopheles moucheti
Lineage: Eukaryota; Metazoa; Arthropoda; Insecta; Diptera; Culicidae
Product: chymotrypsin-2-like
Exons: 3
Coding region: 1-777 (258 amino acids)
Biological process (GO): proteolysis
Molecular function (GO): serine-type endopeptidase activity
Source: RefSeq, a predicted model, not a curated record
AUGAAGACGUUAAGAACCUGCGCCAUCUUGGCAUUUCUAGCAGUCGCGAGUGCUGUGCCGCACCAACGCACCAACUCUGCGCCCACUCCACGGAUUGCCGGUGGCGAGGAGGCGGCCGACGGCCAGUUUCCCUUUCAGGUGGCACUCAUCAACGAGGGUUUGGUGUACUGCGGCGGAACCGUGCUUAACCGGCGCUGGGUACUGACGGCCGCCGCCUGCAUCACCGGAAAAGCGCUCUCGGAUGUGCAGCUGUUCGUCGGCAGUGCCGAUCGGCUGGAAGGUGGCCGCAAUGUGACCGCGGAACGGUUCGUGCUCCAUCCCGACUUUGACUCGCAAACGUACGCGAACGAUAUUGCGCUGGUGCGUUUGGUGGAGUCGCUCACCUUUUCCGGUGUCCAGCUGCAGCCGAUCCAGCUCGAAACGGAAUUCUUCGCAACGGCCACCAAUGCGACCGUGUCCGGUUGGGGGCGAUUCUCGAUUUCAAACAAUCAACUCCCGACUCGUCUGCAGUUCAUCCGCACGGACAUCAUCGGCAGCGAGGAGUGUGCGGACCAGUUCGAGGAGCCGUACCGCACCCGAAUCUCGGACCGCACCAUCUGCACCAGCAAUCAGGCCAACCAGGGCGUCUGUCUGGGCGAUGCCGGCGGUCCACUCGUGCUGGACGGUGUGCUGGUCGGUGUGCAGUCCUGGAGCGUCCCGUGCGGUAUGGGACUGCCCGAUGUGUACGAGCGCGUAUCGCACCACCGUGCCUGGAUUCUGGCCAUUACGCUGCUGUAG